This is a messenger RNA of Limanda limanda (common dab), 2365 nucleotides long. It is a transcript of the gene gmpr2, whose product is annotated as guanosine monophosphate reductase 2. Gene Ontology annotation, biological process: nucleotide metabolic process. Gene Ontology annotation, molecular function: GMP reductase activity. The record is from RefSeq and is a predicted model, not a curated record. Gene Ontology annotation, cellular component: GMP reductase complex. Bases 161 to 1204 code for a protein of 347 amino acids. Lineage: Eukaryota; Metazoa; Chordata; Actinopteri; Pleuronectiformes; Pleuronectidae. The transcript has 10 exons.
AAACACAGGAUAUCAGAGGAGGAGGCGACGGACACACACUAACGUCACUUUUUCUAAAGGUUCACAAUCAAAGUCCAACUGCUCCACCCCCCCGUGCUUUGUCGACUCUCUCUCUCUCUCUCUCUCUCUCUCUCUCUCUCUCUCUCUCGCUGCUUCAGAGAUGCCUCGCAUUGAGAACGACAUCAAGCUGGACUUCAAGGAUGUGCUCCUCCGUCCGAAGAGAAGCACGCUCAAGUCCCGGAGCGAGGUGGACCUGGUGAGGAGCUUCUCCUUCAGGAACUCCAAGGGCAGCUACAGAGGGAUCCCCAUCAUCGCUGCCAACAUGGACACCGUGGGAACCUUCGAGAUGGCCCUGGCACUGCACCAGUUCACUCUCUUCACCACGGUUCACAAACAUUACUCGGUGGACGACUGGGUGGAGUUUGCAGCGAAGCACCCCGAGUGUGUGGAGAGUGUGGCAGUCAGCUCAGGGACCGGCGACGGCGACUUUGAGAGGAUCUCCGCCAUCUUGAAGGCGGUGCCCAAGCUGCGCUACAUCUGCGUCGACGUGGCGAACGGCUACUCUGAACACUUUGUCCACUUCGUCAAAGACGUCCGGCAAAAGUUCCAGACACACACUAUUAUGGCAGGAAAUGUGGUGACUGGAGAAAUGGUGGAGGAGCUGAUCCUGGCCGGGGCUGACAUCAUCAAAGUUGGCAUCGGACCAGGUUCUGUUUGCACCACCCGCAAGAAGACAGGGGUGGGUUACCCCCAGCUUAGUGCCGUGAUAGAGUGUGCAGAUGCAGCCCACGGACUGGGCGGCCACAUAAUCUCUGACGGGGGAUGUACUUGUCCAGGAGAUGUCUCAAAGGCUUUUGGAGCCGGAGCAGACUUUGUGAUGCUGGGGGGAAUGCUGGCCGGACACUCUGAGAGUGGGGGCGAGGUCAUUGAGAAAAACGGCACGAAAUACAAGCUGUUCUAUGGAAUGAGCUCCGACACAGCGAUGAAGAAGCAUGCGGGUGGUGUGGCCGAGUACAGGGCGUCCGAGGGGAAGACGGUGGAGGUCACUUACAAAGGUCCGGUGGACGUGACGAUACGAGACAUCCUUGGGGGGGUUCGCUCCACCUGCACCUACGUUGGGGCGGGCAAGCUGAAGGAGCUGAGCCGCAGGACCACCUUCAUCAGGGUCACCCAGCAGCUCAACACUGUCUUUGGCAACUCCUGAAUGUCCAGUUCCAUCCUGAGUCAGAUCGAUGGAUGGGUCUGCAUCACUGCCAGUCUGUGCACUUUGUGCUGUACAAAAGUGAACAGACUCAUAUUCAUACUUAAAUAUUCCCCUCCUUAUCCUUUUUGUACACAUAAAUCAAAGUUUUUUUAAUUUUAAUGCAGCUUUAGUAUCUCAGGCACACAGACUCUGACCUACCUUAGACUACAAAUGUUAAAGCCAUUCUAUGUAACUUGUACUUUUACUAGCAACAGCGCCCUCUGCAGCCAUAUGUGGUGAAUCAUUCUGUUGAAUCUGUCUUCUCACAGCCCAUCGGAUUGUUUAAUGACGAAUGAGCGUCUAGGGGCAACGGACAAUAGUUUGGGGCUUUUUGUGUAGACAGUUUAUUAGUCAUCGAUAUUUAUUGAAGGUGUUUCUUGUCUAGCCGCCAUUUUGUCUCAUCUCUAUUAACAGCUUUCUGCAUGUGAAUGCAGAUAACUUAAAAAGGUGAUGCCCGAUGCUUCUCGGUCAACGUGUUGUGCCUUUUUCAUUCCUCAAGCAGAAGAGCUGCUGCUGUAACAAAUCCACUAAACUCUGCAUAGAAUUCUUCAUAUUUCCAAAGUUUCCUGGAUACGUAGAGCAAGAGCAGAUGUGUGGGGAAUGAAGCUGCUGUUUGAACAUAAAAAAGUUGCUUAGUGUUGCUAAAAUGGCAGGUGACAUCAUUGUCUCUACACAGUGAGAUGCAAGCAAGAGCAGUGUCUCCUCAGCUCUGUGCAUGUCCACUGUCUCAUCAUUCCAAUGCAAGGUCCUCACAAGUUCUCACAUUUAUGCAAAUCUGUGUUUGUCCAUAAACAGCACGUGGCUCUGUGCCGAGAUCGUACUGAGAACCUGUGUCACCCAAAUGUAAAAUUACAUUACAUUACUAUCUUAUAUACAAAGCCUAAAUAUGUACGAGUAUAAUUGUCAGACAGCUGUUUUUAAAAGACCCAGACAUUCCAUCACUUAUUGUGUUUUGCACUUUAAUGAUUUGAGCUUUGAUUUGUUUUCCCUGAUUUUAUUUUUGUCACAUUGGUGUGAAAAUUAUGUUUAUGUUGCCAAAACAUAUGAUUUUAAUGCAGUUUUAAAUUUUCUUUCCCCCACUUCAACAUUUUAUCCAGUCAAUAAAAAAAAAUGUCCACAUCA